Molecule: messenger RNA, 776 nt
Organism: Laetiporus sulphureus 93-53
Lineage: Eukaryota; Fungi; Basidiomycota; Agaricomycetes; Polyporales; Laetiporaceae
Exons: 3
Coding region: 91-549 (152 amino acids)
Source: RefSeq, a predicted model, not a curated record
GUCUCCGCCCAAUUUCCAAACUAUUUCCAUAUCCAGACAUAAGAUAUUUUCACCAUUUUUGCAUCAGGUUUCCCGUGGAAAAAUAAAUCUAUGCAGGCUGUGCAUGUUGGUUUGGCGUUUUCUACUAUAAAUGGUAGAUUUUCUCACAAGGGGGUGAAUGCCGCCGUGCCGAUUCGGAUAUUCCUUCGGCAUGGCGAAAAGCGUCCGUUUUUCUGGCCGAUCCGGCGUCCCUUCGCCUGCCUCCGACUCCCCGCUUCGCGUCGUCGGCAGCUGUCACUCUCGCAGCUAUUGUGGCCUGGCGACAGCUCGACGUCGGAGAACGUCGCAGAGACCACGCCGCCUCCGCGUUAUGCGCAGCAGGCUAUACAUAUGUGUGCUCGCUUGCGCAGCCAGCGCUGGCUUCCUGAACGCCGUAAAUCGACCGUACUUCUCGAGGCGCAGCGCAGAGAUCCGAUGGCCAAUUUGCGCCGUCACCAUCAACAGGCCAUAGCUACGCUGCAUGUGCACGCAGCAGCAGAUAACAAUGCAUGCCAACUGCACCGAUCUUAGACCUGCCACCGGAUCGUCUUGAUGCCCGCGCUGUUGUUCUUGCUGUGAGGGGUGCAGCCACCUAAGCGGGGCAGGGGUUCAGACAAGGAUAUCCGGAGCCCGCGGAGAUUGAAGAAAUUGUCUCGUCUGUCUACAGGAGACUAUGGCGCGCCGGAAUGGUGCUUAGCGGCUUCGCAGAUCUUGAAUUGAAGCUCGCCAUUUUGGGGCUCUACCAUGUCUCCCUUGUA